AUGAGUAUAGAGUUUGAAGUCAGAGAUUGGGUUUAUCUGAAAUUAUCUCCUAUGAGAGAAAUAAGCCGAUUUGGUGUUAAGGGCAAGUUAAGUCCAACAUAUGUGGGACCUUAUGAAAUAUUGGAGAAGGUGGGAGUAGUUGCGUACUGCCUGGAGUUACUAACUGAGUUCCAUGGAAUCCAUAAUGUUUUCCACAUGUCUUCACCGAAAAAGAGUUUUGGAAAUCAGAUACUAGCAAUCAUAGAUGCCAAGAUUAUAUCUUUGCAAUCCAACGUAACUCACAAGGAAAGACCAAUGCAAAUCAUUGAUCAGAAAGAGAAGGAAUUGCGGUAA
Juglans microcarpa x Juglans regia is the source of this 333-nucleotide messenger RNA. RefSeq lists its product as uncharacterized. The record is from RefSeq and is a predicted model, not a curated record. The transcript has a single exon. NCBI's taxonomy places the organism in Eukaryota, Viridiplantae, Streptophyta, Magnoliopsida, Fagales, Juglandaceae. Bases 1 to 333 code for a protein of 110 amino acids.